AUUAAAAAUAAUAGAAUUAAAAAGAUAUUUGUGUCUUGCAAAGCUUUUUGUAGAAGGAAAUGUCUUCUAUAAAGGCUUCUAAAGUGAAGGAUAUUGAGUUUGGAGAAUUUUAUAAAAAGUUUUUUGAAUCUACUGAAUGGCCUUUUAAAUCACUUUUAGUUUCAAAAAAUUUAACUGAUUUAAGCUUCACGGACUUAGCAUUACUGGUUACUACAGACGGCGAUCUUUAUGGUAUUAAUAGGGAUAAUGGAAAGAUAAAUUGGGUUUUGAGAGGAUUGAAUUUUGUAAUAAAAUCUGAGAGAGAUUUAGCUAAAAUAGAUAAUCAAUUUGACUAUAAACAACAUAUUUCAAAUAAUGUUGACUUUCUUUGGUUUUUAGAACCAGUGGGUGACGGCUCUAUAUAUGCAUUUGACUUUAGAAUAGGGGUUUAUAAACUUCCAUUUAAUAUUAAACAACUAGUAAAACUGUCGCCUUAUAGUUUUCCAGGAGAUGAUAAAGUUUAUAUUGGUAAAAAAGAGACUUCUCUUUUUGUUAUAGAUGUGAAUACUGGAGAAGUAUAUCAAAAUUUUAGUAGUGGUUAUCAACAUGAUGGUUAUACUCGGUGUUUUUUUGCUGGUUUUGGUAGGUAUUAUGAUAAGGAAUGUAAUGUUGUAGAUAUCCACAAUAAGAAUGUUUUAAAGAUAGGACGUAUAGAUUAUAUAUUAAGUGUAUAUUCUGGAAGCAGAUUGUUGUGGAAUGUUAGCUAUAGUGAAUGGGUUCCUAGUUUUAUUAAUGUUAAUUUUGAAAAUAGAUACAAUUCGAUGUUUGAUGGUAAAUAUAUAUUAUCAACGCAUAAUGGUAGAAUAUUUCAGCAUAAUAUUACAGGGCUUACUUCCUCUGUUGUAUGGUCUGAAAAACUUGACAAUCCUGUUACUAAGGUUUUUGAUAUAUUGUCUUUUGUGCCCAUUUCGAUUCAUCAUUUGUCUGAAACAAAUAAACAGAAUAUAUUUAUAAUGAUGGAACAGCCUACUGAUUUUGUAUUUAAAACGUUGAAUAAGACAUAUAACCGUUAUGUCUUUAUUAAUGUCACUAAAAUAGAUAAUUGGUAUGCUUUAUCGGAAGAAAAAUUCCCAUUUAUAAAAGAAGCAUCCUUAUCUCGUUGGUAUGAUAGCACAAUUAAUUUUGGGAAGUUGGGGAUUCCGCCUUUAUAUACGGAUCUUAUUGGUCUUCAUAGAAUUUCAUAUGAUACGAGUCAAAUUUUAACUAUUGAUUCUUCUUUUGAACCAUUAAAAAUUAGUAAUUUUUUGGAUUAUAAUUAUGGUUUAAAAUAUGAAUAUAUUCUUUUUAUUUUUUUGGGGUGCGGUCUAUUGAUAUAUUUUUUGUGGAAAAGGAAAAAACAAUGUUGUUCACUUAUAUUUUUGUUAAAGAUUAAGAUUUUUACAUGGAUGAUAUAUAUGAAAAAAGGAAAUAGUCGUUUGUCCUUAACUAAUAUUUUAAAUAUUUUUAAUAAAAAGAAUAAUAGAGAGUAUACAAAUUUUAAAAAUAAGCUUAUUGAUACUUUAUCAAAUACUGAAGAUAUUUUACUGUUAAAUGAAAUAGAGGAUUUGAAAACAUUUCAUUUAAAAAAACGUAGAAAAGGCAUCCGAAGAAAUAAAAAACGUAAAAAAGGAAUAGAAAAUAUGAAUUAUAUUAAUAUAGUUGAAAUAUCGGAAGAUGAGGAUUUCGAGGAAAAUCAGACAGAAUAUAAUAACGAUAGCUUACAAGAUCUGGGUUUAGACUUGAUGCUUAAAGAAUAUGAUUCAGUUGAAGAUAUAAAAUUUCCUUUGAUUAUAAAUUCUUUAGAAAUAACAAAUAAAAUUUUAGGAUAUGGGAGUCAUGGUACAAUAGUUUAUGAAGGUUCUUUUGAAGGUCGUAAAGUAGCUGUAAAAAGGAUGUUAUUAGAAUUUUACGAGGUUGCUUUUCGUGAAAUUACGUUACUACAAGAAAGUGAUGGUCAUCCAAAUGUUAUUCGUUAUUAUUGUAAACAGAAGAGUGAUAAAUUCUUAUAUAUUGCUCUUGAGCUUUGUUGUGCUUCUCUUUAUGAUAUUGUUGAACGUUCUUCUGAAUUUUUAUGGUUAUCGAAGCUAAUUAAUGUUUCGAAUAUUUUAUAUCAAAUAGCUUUAGGAAUACAAUACUUGCAUUCUUUAAAAAUAGUUCAUAGGGAUAUUAAGCCUCAAAAUAUCCUCUUGGUGCCUUUAUAUUCAAAAUCUGAUAAUAAUAAAAAUAGUAAGCGAAUAGAUAAUAUUCGUAUUGUGAUAUCAGAUUUUGGUUUAUGUAAAAAAUUAGGAUUGGAUCAAAGCAGUUUUAAGAUGACUACUUCGCAAUUGUCUGGUACAAUUGGAUGGAGAGCACCUGAAUUAUUUUAUGAAAAAGAUAAUAUUGGUGAUGAAUUUCAAAAAAAUAUACCACAUUUUCAAGCAAAAUCUGUAAAUUUUUUUCGAAAUCAUAAAGUUGGUCGUGCGAUAGAUAUAUUUUCUAUGGGAUGUGUUUUUUAUUAUGUUUUAACAAAAGGUAUGCAUCCUUUUGGUGAAUAUUAUUUUAGAGAAGGGAAUAUUGUGAAAGGAAGUGCGAAUUAUAGUCAUCUAGAUUUUCUUGGUAAUGAAAGUUUUCUUGCUAAAGAUCUUAUUUCAAAAAUGUUAAGUUUAGAUCCAAGCACAAGGCCUGAUGCAAAUUUUGUUGUUAGACAUCCAUACUUUUGGUCACCUGAAAAAAAGUUGUCUUUUUUAAUAGAUACAUCUGACAGAUUUGAGACUGAAAGGCGUCAACCUUUUUCUGAAUUAUUACAUUUUUUAGAGAAGGAUGUUCUUAAUAUUAUAGGAAGAAAUUGGCAGAAAAAGAUAAAUAAGCAUAUUCUGGAGAACUCUGGAAAGUUUAGAAAAUAUGAUGGAACAAAGCUUUUAGAUCUUUUGCGAAUAUUGAGAAACAAGAAAAAUCACUAUCAAAAUCUUCCUUUUAAUGUUCAGGAAAUUCUAGGACCACCUCCUGACCUCUAUUUAUCAUAUUUUAUGACUCGAUUUCCUCAUUUAUUAUUACAUUGUUAUUAUAUCGUUAAGCGUUUUUUAGAUAAAGAGAACAUGCAUCAGUUAGCUAGUUAUUUUUAA
Molecule: messenger RNA, 3119 nt
Organism: Pneumocystis jirovecii RU7
Lineage: Eukaryota; Fungi; Ascomycota; Pneumocystomycetes; Pneumocystales; Pneumocystaceae
Product: bifunctional endoribonuclease/protein kinase IRE1
Exons: 6
Coding region: 60-3119 (1019 amino acids)
Biological process (GO): intrinsic apoptotic signaling pathway in response to endoplasmic reticulum stress; mRNA processing; protein phosphorylation
Cellular component (GO): IRE1-TRAF2-ASK1 complex
Molecular function (GO): RNA endonuclease activity; protein serine/threonine kinase activity; ATP binding
Source: RefSeq, a predicted model, not a curated record